This is a messenger RNA of Phalaenopsis equestris, 700 nucleotides long. RefSeq names its product 60S acidic ribosomal protein P2A-like. The transcript has 4 exons. Gene Ontology annotation, cellular component: cytosolic large ribosomal subunit; ribosome. The record is from RefSeq and is a predicted model, not a curated record. Lineage: Eukaryota; Viridiplantae; Streptophyta; Magnoliopsida; Asparagales; Orchidaceae. Gene Ontology annotation, molecular function: structural constituent of ribosome. Gene Ontology annotation, biological process: cytoplasmic translational elongation. The coding region runs from base 151 to 501 and encodes 116 amino acids.
UUUUCUUUUCUUUCCGGCUGUUUUGUCGCCAUCGCGAGGGAACGAGGCUGCUGCUUUCUUUCCGUUUCUAGGGCUUCGACCAAGGUGAGUUUACUUUAUCACACUCGGUGAAGAACGGCUUCGAAGAAGCCUGCGAUCACACUGAGAAGAAUGAAGGUGAUUGCUGCUUAUUUGCUUGCUGUCCUUGGUGGCAACUCCAAACCUUCUGCCAAUGAUCUGAAGCAUAUCCUUGGAUCAGUUGGAGCCGAUGCAGAUGAUGAGAGGAUUGGUUUGUUACUGUCUCAAGUUAAAGGCAAGGACAUAACUGAGCUCAUUGCUGCUGGAAGGGAGAAGUUUGCUUCUGUUCCUUCUGGCGGUGGUGGUAUUUCAGUGGCUGCACCUGCGGGAGGAGUUGGAGCUGCUGCUACCACUGCUCCUGCUGCUGCAGAGACUAAAAAGGAGGAAAAAGUUGAAGAGAAGGAAGAAUCAGAUGAUGAUAUGGGCUUUAGUUUGUUCGACUAAUGGGGUGCUAAGCUCAAAUCUGGGAUUGUUGUGUUGUUGAUCUCAUCAGUUUUCAUUCAGCAAAUGUUGAAACUUGUUCUUAUCAAUCAGUAGUUUUAGUUUGUUUAAUGUUGUGAUGGUGCGUAGUUUCUGUUUGUAUUUUGGUUACAAUUAUACAUUACAAACUGCAGAUCAAUUAUGACCAAUUUUGUUUUCUUAA